Egretta garzetta (little egret) is the source of this 2504-nucleotide messenger RNA. RefSeq names its product F-box and leucine rich repeat protein 8 (gene FBXL8). Gene Ontology annotation, cellular component: SCF ubiquitin ligase complex. The record is from RefSeq and is a predicted model, not a curated record. Gene Ontology annotation, molecular function: protein binding. Lineage: Eukaryota; Metazoa; Chordata; Aves; Pelecaniformes; Ardeidae. The transcript has 4 exons. The coding region runs from base 356 to 1495 and encodes 379 amino acids. Gene Ontology annotation, biological process: SCF-dependent proteasomal ubiquitin-dependent protein catabolic process.
GGGCAUGGGCUCCCACAUCACACAGGGCUUUUAGAAAAGCAUCUCGUAAAGAAGAGAGGAGGAUGCAUUGCUGCUGCAGUCCAGUGCAAAUGCCUGAGAGCUCCCUACCAGCCCAGAGGCACAUGAAGUACAAGGACCCUGUUUCAUCCUGCUCCCGUUGCUGCAGCAUGGAGCCCGCAGCCCCUGCACCUCUCCCCCACACAGACCAAGCUCUUGCUCCUCAGCAUCCACUUGCUUUGAUUCAGCAAUGCCAGGGAGCCUGGAAAUCGCACCAGGCUUGAAAAAACUCGGGGACUUUGCAGAAUUAAUUGCAGUUUUGGGAUUUUCCCAUUCUAAACCCGACUGACUCAGCAAAAUGCCUACUUCAGUUCCAGAACUGUGGAACUGCAUCCCGGAAGAAAUCCUCAUCCAAAUUUUCUAUUAUCUUUCUCUUCGAGAUAGAUACACAGUCUUCCAGGUGUGCAGGCAGUGGGCUACAGCUGUUUCUUCUAGCUCUGUUUGGCAUUUCACAGAGAUCAGCUGUGAUUCAGAGGAUGAGGAAGGCAUGCUGCAGAGCCUGCUCUGGUUCCUCAGCCAAAUCAAACACCUGAAGAUCGUGUUUGACCAGUCCAAGGAGGUCAACCGGAAGAACGUGACACGCAUCUUGGAUGUGUUGGCAAAAGAGAACCACAAACUGCAGCAGCUGUGCAUUGUGUGCCGUGGGGAGAACCCCUAUUUCUACUCUGGCCAGGACAUCCUACAGAGCAUACGGAAUAUAUGCGACACUAAAAACCAGAUAGAUCUUCAGCAUAUCGAUUUUCGAAAAAUGCCCUUCACUCUUGACGAUGAGCUUGUUGAACUCUUAGCUACCACCAACCCAAACUUGCAGAGUUUGUUCAUCAACAACCGCACCCUGGUAUGCAAUGUGGCACCAGACACCAUCAGGAAAGUUCUCAGAGCAUGUCCCAAACUCUCAGCCUUGGGGGUCUACUACGCCAGCUUGUCUGACGAUGUGUUUCAGGAACUGCUCAAGCCCGAAAGGGCAGCUUUCACCCACUUAGAUGUUUUCUGUGAGCGCCUGGACAAAUACGUACCAGUCAUUUCAGAAGAGCUCUGGGCUGCUGUAAGUCAAAAGCAUCCUCAACUCUGUGUAGACCUAGAGUUCGAUCAUACGGUCCCUGCCUGCAAAAUACCACGGAUCCUAAAGCUGAAUAUACCUGUGAGCACACUGCAGCUUAAUACCUAUAACUACAUGGUAAAUCAGAUUAGGUUUGUCACCCAGAGCUACAGCAGCACUUUAAAGAAGCUGACGCUGCAAACCACGUCCUCGGAGGACUUAAAUUCCUCGCUAGUAGAUCUGGCCAGGCAGUGCAGAAAUCUGUUGGAGAUCCACUGCUACUGUGUGGUCAGCCAGGAGGUGGUAGAAGCGUUCCUCAGGCACUGCCCCAGCCUGAAACAAUACACUCUGAAGGUCACCAAGGAACGGCACCCCUGGAAACCAGUAACAGUUCAGUGACCAGCUCCUCCUUACUUCCUGGGGAAAUCAUGGGGAUCUGCAAGAAGAUUUAGGGCUAUAAGGAAGACGCUGCAAAAUGCCCUCUGUGCUCGCUGGGAACAGGCUGUUUCACCAGCACUGGCUGUUACAUAUGAUGCAUGCCCAUUCUGCAGCCCAAGCACUUACACUCAAAUGUGAUAGUGAAAGGGUCCUACGGAGAAAUAGAAUUGCCCUUUAUUUUCUUUUUCUCUUUCUUUCUUUCGGUUAUGGAGGGCAGGUUUUUUCUUCUCUGCUGCUUUAUUUAGCAGUAGCAGGAAUACCAAGUUUACCCCUUCUGGGUUUGACCUCAGCAAAAUUUAGUUUUGAUUUUGCAAUUUUAAAGCACAUCAAAGCCAAGCGCACUGUGUCAGGUGCCCAGCAACUACUUAAAUAGUUAAGGAAGUGGCAGCUUCAAUGCAGGCAUUUUCUGCCCAGUGGGGUGUUAGCCAUGCAGAUUCAGUGAGCUAUAGACAGGAACUGUGGUCAUCUGAUGGAAUAUCUGCUCUAACCUUGAUAAUUCCUCUUUUGGCAGAUGGUGAGCUCACCCAUUAUCCAGUUGUCAGGUAGAUUCCAGCUUGAAUGGAUAUACCAGGAGCUGAAUUAUAUUAGGAAAUACAAGCAGGAGAAAAAGCACCUAAGGAAAAACAUUGACAAGGCAGUAAUAAAAGGCAAAGGCACAUGGCCUGCAAGCUCCCUAGUCCAUCUUGUCCUUCUGUUGCUCAGGAACACAGAUUUCCAGGUUAUAAUUCGAAUGCCUUUUGCAAAGACCUUUGCUUUCAUCACGUUGUUAGUAUAUCUUGGGAGAAUCAUGAGUGUUAACUGUUUUUGCAUCUGGUACCUGUAUUCACAUGCAAGUUAUCUUGCAUCUGAAUUAGGUUAUGUGUGUGUUGGUCUGUUGUACCAAAGAUUUUGGUGACUGUUAUUUGAAGAGCAGUUUCUGAGUUGGAAUGAUCCUGGCAUAAAGCUACACUGUGCGCACCUAUUUAGAGCU